CUCUACAUUCACACAACAUAUACAUAUAUAUAUAUAUAUUCAGAUUAUUCGUUAGGGUUGAAAGAUAUGAGCUUUGAAGAUAUUGAAGCGGGUCGUCCGUUGAAUUCAAGGCGAGACCCUUUCAAUGGCAAUCAAGACCCCACUCAAGCCGUUGCUUCGGGGAUUUUUCAGAUCAACACCGCUGUCUCCACGUUUCAGAGGCUCGUCAAUACCCUCGGAACCCCCAAGGACACCCCACAGCUCCGUGAGAAAUUGCACAAGACAAGGUUACAUAUUGGGCAAUUGGUGAAGGAUACUUCAGCUAAACUUAAGCAAGCUAGUGAGACCGAUCACCGUAUUGACGUUAGUGCCAGCAAGAAGAUUACUGAUGCUAAACUUGCAAAAGAUUUCCAAGCAGUUUUGAAAGAGUUCCAGAAGGCUCAGCGGCUUGCAGCUGAAAGGGAGACAGCAUAUGCUCCUUUUGUUCCCCAAGCAGCUCUGCCUUUGAGCUACACAUCCAGUGAGGUCGAAGUAAGUUCAAGUAGGAGUCCAGAACAACGUGCUGUUCUCGUCGAAUCUAGAAGGCAAGAGGUUUUGCUGUUAGACAAUGAGAUUUCCUUCAAUGAUGCUAUCAUUGAAGAAAGAGAGCAGGGAAUACAAGAAAUCCAGCAACAAAUUGGGGAGGUGAAUGAGAUUUUUAAAGACCUUGCUGUGCUAGUCCAUGAACAAGGAGUUAUGAUUGAUGAUAUUGGCUCCAAUAUUGCGGGCUCUCAUGCUGCAACUGCACAGGGAAAAUCCCAACUUGUACAAGCCGCAAAGACCCAACGGUCAAACUCAUCUCUGGCCUGCUUGCUUUUGGUGAUAUUUGGCAUUGUGAUUAUUAUCGUGGUCAUAGUACUUGUGGCUUGAUCAGAAAUAUAUUUCCCUUCAAUAGUAAGAGUGAGCUCGGAAUCUGCCCAGGAACAGGAUGCUAUCUCUCAACUGAUAUCUUUAUUGGUUCAUGCUGUCUUACAAAGUCAUCAAUCCUGACUGAAAUGUGGAUCUUUUGAAUCCAAGAGUUCUAAUUUUUUUUUUUUUUGGUGGAGGAAUUCUAGAGUUCUGUUGUAUUUCAUGACAUUAACUUGUUUUUAUUUUGCAGGGUGGGCGUUUGUGUUGUGUCUUGUAAAUUGUUUUCUGGUUUUUUGGAGUGUAACACAGCUUGUUACAUCGCUAUCGGUAAAAAAUUAUUCUUCUGAGGCAUUCUCGUCAUAAUGCUUAGCUGUUGAAAUUGAACUGUUUGUAAUCGAGUCGGUCACACCUUUGCAUUCACUUGGAUUGUCAUGUGAUGCUUGAAAAGAGUCGCUUUGUAUGUUACUUUUGGUUGAAAUUGCAAUCAGAUAUCAAAAGGAAUGUGUAUAUAUCA
Molecule: messenger RNA, 1381 nt
Organism: Camellia sinensis
Lineage: Eukaryota; Viridiplantae; Streptophyta; Magnoliopsida; Ericales; Theaceae
Source: RefSeq, a predicted model, not a curated record